CUGGGAGGAGGCUCAGCUCAGACAGAGACAGCACAGCAGAGCUGACCCUCUCUAGCCGCCUGCUUGGGAGCCUGUGUGGAGCUGAAGCUCUUCUCUACAGAGGACAGAGCAGGCAGCACAGACCAUGGCACCCCGCACAGCCACUUCCCACAGAGGAUUUGUUCCCUGGCAGGGGCUCCUACUUACAGUCUCUCUUUUGACCUUCUGGAGCCCACUCCACAAUGCCCAAAUGACUAUUAAAUCGGUGCCUUUUGAUGCUGUUGAAGGGGCAGAUGUUCUUCUACUUGUCCACAAUUUGCCAGAGAACAUUAUAGGUUAUAGGUGGUACAAAAGGGAAAAGGUUGAUUCCAACAGUCACAUUGCAGCAUAUUUGGUAUCCACUAAUGUCACUAGACCAGGGCCUGCAUACAGUCAUCGAGAGACUAUAUAUCCCAAUGGCUCCCUGCUGAUCCAGAAGGUCACCCAACAGGACACAGGAUUCUACACCCUACAAGCCAUAAAGUCUACUUUGCAGAAUGAAGAAGCAUCUGGACAGUUCCAUGUACACCAGCUAGUGUCACCACCCUCCAUCUCUGCCAGCAACAUGACAGUUGCAGAAAAUGGUUCUGUGGUCUUGACCUGCCUCUCAGAUGACACUGGCAUCUCCUUCAAGUGGAUCUUCGAAAACCGGAGUCUGCAGCCCUCAGAGAGGAUGAAUCUCUCCCAGGACGGCAGCAUCCUCACCAUCGACCCUGUUAAGAGAGAAGAUGUUGGGGAGUAUCAGUGUGAGGCCUCCAACCCAGUCAGUUCCAGCAGGAGUGACCCCCUCAGGCUGGCCAUGAUCUCAGAAGGAAAGAUCCUGGGUGCCCCUGCAGGUGCCUUUGCUGGUAUAGUGUCUGGGGUGCUUGUGGUGGUAGCUCUUGCUGUUGCCCUGGGGUGUUUCCUGCUCCUCAAAAGGAUUAGAAGGCCCAGCAUGCAGCAUGACCUCGGAGAGCACUGGCAACCUGUGUCAACCUCCAGCCCCGAUUUUUGCAACAGUUUCACAAGCCAGGUCAACCUCCCUGAUUCCAAGGAAACCGUUCCUAUCUAUGAGGAAUUACUAAUCUCUGACAUGAAUGUUUACUGCGAGAUCAACCACAGAGGAGAUACAGCUUCAUAAUUUCCCACAGAAACUGCUUCUUAUGCCCAAGGGAGUGUCAACCUAGGAUGCCAGACUCUGACAUUCCAGACUCUUAGCGUGGCUAAGCCUGGCCAUUUGUGGCCCUCUUUGCUGGUUCCGUGCUCCAAUUUCCUGCUGCUCUUCCAACACUCCUACUGCCUCACUUAUCAAGAAAGUGCCUUGUGAUUGAUUAGGUGGGACCCACAUGGAUAAAACCAAGGAUCUCUUGAACUGAUAUUUAAUGAAACCUGUGAAGUGACCUUUACCAUGGCACCCAUACACAGAUUCUAUGGAGGACAGACAUGACACUGAAGAGAAUUUACUUUUCUCAAAGCCAUUUUGUCGUUUCUUUCAAAAAAUAUAAAUGCUGGCACCCGAAUUCAGUUGACCAGACUCUGUCAGUUCCUGCAGUGGCACCCACAAGCACUCUCAAGCUCUCAAGAGAAGAAGAUAGAGUGGAAGUGCACCAUGCUCAGCACCUGCCCUCCUUCUCCCUGGUGAUCCUUCUCAGCUGCUAGCACUGAGAGCUCACAACUCAGCAGCCCUUCAAUAGGUCGUGGUUGCUCAGCACUGUGGACAGCACAUCACAACCCCUGGUUCUUAGGUCCUGCAGCAGAGACUCAGAUGAGAAGAGGCUGCAAGAAAGGUUUUCACUUUAUUGCUUGAAAGAAAGGUGAAAAGCCCCUGAAAGGUGAGGACCUGGGCUACUCUGUCAGCUCCUCUAGCCAAGCCUCACUGCCACAUCUUCCUCAUUCCCAUCUUCUUCCGUGCACUCUUUGAAGCAGUUCUACUCCUACAUAUCCAGCCCUGUCAUUCCAGGGAUUUAUCUCCUGUGCAUCCAGGUCUUUGAAGGCCACAAACUCAAAACACUCGCAUCCCCAGAGUAAAGGCUACAUAUGUGCUCAUGAAUUCUCAUGUAUCUUGGAUGUGUGUACAUCUUUUGUACAUCCAUGUGAGCAGUAACACAGUUCCUCUGAGCCCUGUUGGAAACCACCAUGCCUGUGCUGGGUCACCUUCAUCACCCCUUCACACAGCCUCAGCCUCUGACAGCUGGCACUGAGCUCUCCAGAGUCCUUCAAGUUCUCACCACAUGAACCUGUGACUCUCUCCUCAACAGCUGCUUGUGUUCUGGACCUGGAGUUUUUCAAUUAUGGCCCUGGGGCAUCCAGCUCCAUGCAAAUUUUAAGACAAUGGCAGUCACUCAGCAUAAUAACAUCACUAAAUGUGUCUGAACAGAGUCUCAGGUGAGAAGCUAGUGUCUCUAUACAUCUGAAGCUUCAGUGUGCAGGAGCACCCUAUACGUCUUGUCCUUCCUUGGACAUCAGAGGACACCACAGGCUGCCUCAGACCAACAGCCUGUGUCCAGACCCCAGCCUUAGAUCCACACUGACCUUGUAUAGGGAAAUUCACUGCAGGAAUGAAGGCACAAGAAAACCACUAUGAAAGAAUUGUUCAGUCCUAUUUCUCACCAUUUCCCUGACAGGAAAACACACAGAACACACUUCGUUUCACCACCCAGUCCCCAGUCCAUCUUGGUCUGCUGCUCUCUCAGUAUAGCAGAGCUAGGAUGACCUUGUUGUUGUUUAUGAAAGCAGGUCCCAGCCUCUGUGUUCCUGCCUGAGACUCCCUCACCUCCCUGCUCCAGAGGCCCAAAUGGACCCAUUUCCUUACUUCCCUGUCAAACUUCACAGCUGCCUGCUCUUCUGUGACUUCCGUGGUGAGUGACAGACCAUCUGCUCACUGUCAGCCUGCAGUUUAUCACAGGUUCUUCAGUAGUCACCUGUACUCAGGUCAGGGACUUGUGGAACAAGAACUUCUGGAGGAACAAGCACAAUUUGUCCACGGAGGGAACUUCUUGGAGCAGCUCAGUGACUCUGGCUUCUGGUGUGGACAGAGGUAUGGCCAAAAGCACCUACAUCAAGAAGUGGCAGGUGGAUGACUAAAGGAAGAAGAAGGACAACAUGUGAGCAGAGCAAUGGAAACAUGGACCCACGCACUUUCUAAACAAAGAUUUACUACUCCAAAGGAAUGAGAAUGUUGGCAACAGACCUUCUCAUGGACUCCUCAUGGGUCUGCAUGGCAGCAGCCAUAGCAGUUUUUUCCUUGGCAGUGUAAAUGUGUACAGAUUUUGAUCAGUUUCCCUCUGUGAGCCUUACUAGGUUGGGAGCUGAGAGAAGGCAGGACUGUGCCUGCCCUGUCUCUGCCAUUGUCAGUAACCUGCCCACAGCCUGUGGAGUUGUUUCAUAUGUGUGUUUAGCGGACAGCUCCUGGAGACUUCUUCCACACCAGGUGGAAGAUAGGGACCUCCUUGUGGGAGGGCUUGAUGGAAAGUAGAAUGGGCCCUGAUCCAGCUGCAGCGUGGAGAGAAGCAUCACAUAUAUCAAGCAACUGAAUAAUGGUGGACUCAUAAAAAACCACAGUUAACCAUGUCGAGGUGCUCUCCAAAGCACCUCCAUGUCGAGGUGCUUUGAGAGAAUGUUUCUCCAAAUUAAUAUUGUUCAAUGCCAUUUGGGAUUCACAACAUCUGAGCAGGAAAAAAUAGGAAUCACUACUGAAAUAUUCAUAUCAAAUGUAUAUUCUGAUUAUAUAAGGGUGACCUGUCACCCUCAUGCAGAGAGGAUAAAUCUCUGGUGGCACAGGCCACUGACAUUGAAGCUGGUUGUUCAGUCUCAGCUCUACAUGUUCAUCCUGGGCAUGACUGCAGAAGAAGCACAGAUGGCAUAAGAACCUGUUUACUUGGGACAUUUUUAGGUAAACAGAUGCACCUUGAGACCAUAAUUUUAAGCGAAAUAAAUCAAAAACACAUGUUUAAAUAUCA
Molecule: messenger RNA, 3956 nt
Organism: Cavia porcellus (domestic guinea pig)
Lineage: Eukaryota; Metazoa; Chordata; Mammalia; Rodentia; Caviidae
Product: carcinoembryonic antigen-related cell adhesion molecule 21-like
Exons: 8
Coding region: 125-1138 (337 amino acids)
Biological process (GO): signal transduction; regulation of immune system process
Cellular component (GO): plasma membrane; cell surface
Molecular function (GO): protein tyrosine kinase binding
Source: RefSeq, a predicted model, not a curated record